Grammomys surdaster is the source of this 2834-nucleotide messenger RNA. RefSeq names its product GINS complex subunit 4 (gene Gins4). NCBI's taxonomy places the organism in Eukaryota, Metazoa, Chordata, Mammalia, Rodentia, Muridae. Gene Ontology annotation, biological process: double-strand break repair via break-induced replication; DNA-templated DNA replication. The coding region runs from base 232 to 903 and encodes 223 amino acids. Gene Ontology annotation, cellular component: GINS complex. The transcript has 8 exons. The record is from RefSeq and is a predicted model, not a curated record.
GUCGACGCUGUGUUUCGGAAAGGAGCGCGGGAGCUUCACGGCCGCAGGUCGGGUCGGUGGGGCGCGUUCUCAGGUCCUUCGGCGCGAGCUCCGGCGCCUGCCUCUCGUGGAGCCUCCUCCCGUGGUACCCCGCGAACGUGCGGGCUGGCAGUGAAGGGAAGAGGAAUUUCCGCGCCGUGUAGCCGCUUGCGAGGUGCCUACUGCGAGGUGUAGGUUCCUGGUUGAGAAACGAUGACAGAGGUGCUGGAUCUCCAUGGACAGGACUCUGAUGGGGGUAGUGAGGAGGUGGUCCUGACUCCUGCAGAGCUGAUUGAAAGGCUGGAGCAGGCCUGGAUGAACGAAAAGUUUGCCCCUGAGCUCCUGGAAAGCAAGGCUGAGAUUGUUGAAUGUGUCAUGGAACAGCUAGAGCACAUGGAAGAAAAUCUCAGAAGAGCCAAGAAGGGGGAUCUGAAGGUCAGCAUCCAUCGGAUGGAGAUGGAGAGGAUCCGCUAUGUCCUUAGCAGCUAUUUGCGGUGUCGGCUCCUGAAGAUAGAGAAGUUUUUCCCUCACAUCCUGGAAAAGGAGAAAAUGCGCCCUGAGGGGGAGCCUUCCAGCCUGUCUCCAGAGGAGUUUGUCUUUGCCAAAGAGUACAUGGAUCACACAGAGGCCCAUUUUAAAAAUGUUGCCUUAAAGCACAUGCCUCCCAACCUGCAGAAAGUGGACCUCUUGAGGGCAGUUCCCAAACCUGACCUAGAUUCAUACGUGUUUCUGAGAGUGAAAGAACGACAAGAAAACAUACUAGUAGAACCAGAAGCCGAUGAGCAGAGAGACUAUGUUAUUGACUUGGAGGAGGGCUCCCAGCACUUGAUCCGAUACAAAACCAUUGCACCUCUUGUUGCUUCUGGAGCAGUUCAGUUAAUAUAAAACAAAGCAAGCCUGAGGACACGGAAGCAUCUUAGACUAUUAGAAACUCCAUCUCCCUUUGUGUCUAAUGGAGGCAUUCCGUGCAGUUCAUCAGCAGUGUGUGGACUACUUGGACAUGAGGAGGAGUCGAUGCAGGAUUCCCUUCGUUGCCACACCCUUCUCUUAAAUCCCUGCUUAACCAGCACCAACAGAUGAGUGCUCUGUACACUCAGCAAAUAAAUCAACUGUCAGCUCUGUUCCUUUUAUUUUUCUACUACUUAUUGAGCUCAGGAAAGGUCACAACGCAGCUUCUUUGCCCUGCCCAUGGUGAGAUGGAUUGGGCAUGACUUGAUGGUAACAGGAGAAUUCCUUUCGCCUUACUGGUAGAAGAUCACAAGCAGCUGAGGUCUGCCUCUCUACAGCGUUAAUGUGUGACCUGAUGAUUCGGAACCUCAAAUAUUGAACAUAAAAACAAAUGUCUCAUGCAUAACCGAAGAAAGUCACAACUAACAAAGCCACUGUUAAAUGUCACGCUUGUGGUAGAAGGAGUCUUUGGACAGUUCUUAGCUUGAUGUCUAAUGAAGUAGAUUCUCCUUGUGUCUUCGGCAGCUUUGGCUGACAAGCCUCCAGGCCAUCUGACUUCCCCUGAUUCAGAUCUGACAAGAGCGUCAUUACUAACUGGCCUAAGUUGGGACUUCAGCACUAUCCAGGAAUAUGGAUAAAAUAAUCUAGUGAACAGCUUCACAAGGACACCUGAAGGGAAGACAACUCAUGAGUCAGCACCUUGGAACUGAUGAAAACGGCCUGUGUUCUAGUCUCUCCUCCCUCUUUUUUUUUUUUUUUUUAAACUUAUUUUGAGACAGAGUAUCCUGGAACUUACUAUGUAGACUAGGCUGUGUUGAAACUCAAAGAUCCACCUGCCUCUGCCUCCCUAAAGCUUAAAGGGGUAAGCUACCAUGCCCAACCAGUCUUUUUGCGAUAAUGUAGAUUUUCACUUAACAUGAUCAGAGAGUAAACCAGUGAAAUUUCUAUCACUACUAAGAGAACCCAGUAGAUAAAAGCAAGGAAGGUCUCUGAACAGAAGUGUUUGACAUUCCUCUAGUAAACUACUUUCCAGAGUAGCUUCCUCCUCUGUAUUAAACACUUGUGCUAAGCACAUUGUGCUAGGCACAAUUGAAGAUAACAGCUCAAAAAGUAUGCAGAGAAUUAGGGUGACUCCUCAGACUGGCCAGAUUUGUGGUUGUCAUGGUUUGAGUAGUAUUGCUGCAAUAAACCAUAACUGAGAAGGACUGAGGAACCUAGAGGCGAUGGGGACUCCACAGGAAGACCCAAGAGUCAACUAGCCUUGGGCCUUGGGAGCAUCUAGAGGCUGGACCAUCAACCAAAGAGCAUACAGGGCCUGGACCUAGGCCACCUGGACACAUGUAGCAGAUGUGCAGUUUGGUCUUCAUGUGGGUCCUCCAACAACUGGAACUGGGGCUUACCCUGACUUUGUUGUUUGGCUAUGGAUCUUGUUACCAAACUGAACUGUCUUGUCUGCCUUCAGUGGGAAAGAAUGUACCCAGCCCUGGAGUGACUUCAGGUGCCAGAGUGCCAGUGUGAGUUGGUACCCAGGUGGUAUAAACUUGCCUUUAGGGGCAUUUUCUCCAUUGAGAUUUCCUCUUCCCAAAAGAUUGUGUUAAGUUGACCCCCUUUCAAUUUGGCACACUAUAUACUGCUGUGAAACUGUAACCUUUACAUUCUUGUUUAAGAUAAUACCAAUGUCAGAAAACACAUCUAACUUUAAAAGACUUAGGGUCUUUUAAAAUUAAAACACAAGUUCAUUCUCUUUAAAAUAUCCAAGGCAUCUAAAAAUUAGGUUCCUGUAAAAUUAAAACUAACUUACAUACUUCUUAUUCCAAGAGGGAAGAUCCAGGAACAGGUACAAUCAAAUUAAAUCGAAGGUAAAUCUG